GCCCCCGUCCCGGUGCAGCCCUGCGGAGCUCGGCGCCGCGGCGCCCCGCCGCCGGCCAUGGCCGUGCCCGCCGCACUGCUCAGCCCGCAUCAUCUCCUCUCCUUCUGCUUCCCCGCCGGCGGCCUGCUGGGCUAUGCCGACCUGGAGAAGGGCUACGAAGGAGGAGGAGGAGUAGGAGGAGGAGGAGGCGGCGGCGGCUGCGAGGCGGGGGACUUUAAGGAAGCCACCCGGGACCUGCUGAGCUUCAUCGACUCUGCCUCCAGCAACAUCAAGCUGGCGCUGGACAAGCCGGUGAAAUCCAAGCGGAAGGUGAACCACAGGAAAUACCUGCAGAAGCAGAUCAAGCGCUGCACCGGCAUCAUCGCCCCGCCGCCCGCCGCCCCGCCGCCCUCCGCCUGCCCCAAACCGCCUCCGCCGCCGCGCCGGGAGGGCUCUCAGGCGGGCAGCAGCCUACAGAGCCGCAGCCUGGCCGCCCUCUUCGGCUCCCUGCAGCCGGGCCGGGGCUCGGCGGGCUCGGACGGCGGAGGGGCGGCGGGAGGCGGCCCGCGGAAGGUGCCGCUGCGGGACCGCAACCUGCCGCCCUCCUUCUUCACCGAGCCGGGCGCCAAGGAGACGGAGAAGGGAGGCGGGCCGGAGGCGGCCGAGUUCUUCGAGCUGCUGGGCCCCGAGUACGGCGCGCUGCUGCCCGAGCACGCGGCCCCUCCGCAGGACGCCUUCCCCGCCGGCCGGCCGCCCGCCGAGCUGGGGCUGGAGCACGGGCUGUACGAGGCCGCGCCGCUGCCCGCCGCUCCGCACCCGCUGCUGGGCGGGCUGCUGUACCCCGAGCCGCCCUGGAGCCCGCCCGGGCCCUGCAGCCCUGCCAAGAAGGCGCCGCCCGAGGCGCUGCGCCCGCUGUACCCGGAGCCGGCCGCCGGCGGCGACGCCUUCGGGCCCUUCUUCCCCGAGUGCCCCCUGCCCCCCCCGCAGAUGCCCUACGACUACGGCGGCGGCUUCCACCGGGCGGCCUACACCGGGCUGUAGGGCGGGGCCGGCCCCGGGCCGCGGGCACCUCCGCGUGGGACGAAGGAAGGGGGAAGGAGCGGCGCGGGGCUGCGGCCGGGACCCGCGGGGCGGCGAGGAGAGCUGGGCUCGCCCGCCUCGGGCAGGUGUUUUUUCUAGCGAGCCUUAGCUUGCCGUAGGGCUGCGCGUCGCUAGGCGGGCGGGACGCGACGGCCGCGUCCGAAGUGACACCGCGACCGCUUGUAAACGAUUUCGCUUUGGAAGUCAAACUCGAGCCAACCUCUGUGCUGCGCCGAACGGCGUCCCCAGCCGCGCGGGCGGCCCCGGCGGAUUUGCAGCCGAGGGCACAAAGGGGAGCGAGAAGGAAGCAAAAGCGAACCAACACAGCCGCCGCUGCCGCACGUGGGGUGUGCUGAAAUCUCCCGGCGUCUCGCAGGAGCUGCGAACAGAAUUUAAGUGACAGCGUCGGCUGCGGACAGAAGCGCAGCCCGGCUGUGCCAUCCCUGCAGACGGCUGGAUGUCUUUCAGGAAUGUGUCAGGGCUCGGAAAGCAGCGCGGCUCGCUCUCAUUGUGUACAGGAGAUUAUUUGAUAAUCGUUUAAGUUAUGUAAAAGAGUCUAUGAUAGGUCCCGUAAAAAUAAAGCUACGCAGUAGAUCUGA
This is a messenger RNA of Gallus gallus (chicken), 1658 nucleotides long. It is a transcript of the gene FAM181B, whose product is annotated as family with sequence similarity 181 member B. Lineage: Eukaryota; Metazoa; Chordata; Aves; Galliformes; Phasianidae. The transcript has 2 exons. The record is from RefSeq and is a predicted model, not a curated record. Bases 58 to 1020 code for a protein of 320 amino acids.